AUGGGAUCAGUUAUCGAUGAUGAUAUAGAACCCGAUGAUCAUCUACACAAUCCUGACCCGGCCAGAGACCGAAAACUUGACCGACAUGUAUCAUUCUCGAUGCGUGGGCUAUAUAAUGUCGGCUGCUUAGCGAUCUUAAUCAUUUCAGUUCUGAUGCUUUUUGCUGGAUAUCCCAUCAUAACGUACCUGUCAAAUGCUCAGCUUUCCACCCUCGGUGCAUAUAAUCUGGGCGGGAUCAAUGCCAGCGGGCAGGUCCCAGAGAUCCCGGGAUUUCGAGGACUUAUUGAUAGAGAUACGCCGAAGUCCGCAUAUACUCGCGCAUCUCACGUGGACGGAACAACGUAUGACUUGGUUUUUAGCGACGAAUUUAACGUAGAAGGUAGAAGUUUUUAUCCUGGCGAUGACCCCUACUGGGAAGCAGUUGACCUUCACUAUUGGGUAACAAACAACAUCGAAUGGUAUGACCCCGCUCAGGUCACCACUACCGGUGGCUCGCUACGCAUCGAUCUGGACCAGAGGAGCAACCACGACAUGAACUAUACUGGUGGCGUGCUAUCGACGUGGAAUAAGUUUUGUUUUACCGAGGGAUAUAUUGAAGCCAAUAUAUCACUUCCUGGGGCUUCCAAUGUAUUUGGUCUUUGGCCGGCAUUUUGGAUGAUGGGCAACCUCGGUCGGGCUGGCUAUGGCGCCUCCCUCGAAGGAACAUGGCCCUAUACAUACGACACUUGUGAUGUCGGAACACUUGCGAAUCAAACUGAUCCGAGAACAAAUCUCCCAGCUGCUGCUCAUGUUGGUGGGCCUACUGGAACGAAUGGAGAGAUGUCGUAUCUUCCAGGUCAACGGCUCUCAGCCUGUACUUGUACCUCCGAGUCUGAUGGAACUGAUGGUAGGCAAAUGGUUCACCCGGGGCCAAAGAGGGCAGACGGGAGCUAUAUAGGCCGGAGUGCGCCUGAAAUUGAUGUGUUUGAGGCGGCUGUCGAUACAAGCACCCUCAUUGGCCACGUCAGCCAGAGUGGGCAAUGGGCACCUUUCAACGCUGCUUUUCGCUGGGAUAACGCCACAAACCUGGUUAUAUAUGACCAGGAGAAUUCUCAUCUGAACACGUUUAUUGGAAACGAGCGACAGCGAACGACUUCGGUCAUCACCAACACAAAUCAACAGUGCUAUACCGCUAGCGGAGGAUGCUUCCAGACUUAUGGAACAGAGUACAAGACUGGCAACGAUGGUUAUAUACAAUGGGUGACUGAUAACUCCCCGGUGUUCACGGUCAAAGCUGCCGGCCUGGGACCGGAUUCGGCAAUGCAAAUUGGACCACGACCGGUGCCGCCGGAGCCCAUGUAUAUUCUGCUCAAUCUGGGCAUGUCUUAUAACUUCGGGCCGAUUGACCUUGAGCACCUGGUGUUCCCUGCCUAUAUGCUGGUAGAUUAUGUUCGAGUGUAUCAACCCUCUGGAAAAUGGAACAUAGGGUGCAACCCUAAAGAAUAUCCAACAGCCGAUUACAUCAAUACGUAUGUAGAAGCAUACACAAACCCCAAUAUAACCACCUGGGUCGAUGACUACAAACAAAGAGUUCCCAAGAAUAGGUUGAUUGAUCAGUGCUAA
This is a messenger RNA of Rhizoctonia solani, 1602 nucleotides long. Its product is annotated as glycoside hydrolase family 16 protein. The coding region runs from base 1 to 1602 and encodes 533 amino acids. Gene Ontology annotation, cellular component: endoplasmic reticulum membrane; plasma membrane. The transcript has 10 exons. The record is from RefSeq and is a predicted model, not a curated record. Gene Ontology annotation, biological process: (1->6)-beta-D-glucan biosynthetic process; fungal-type cell wall organization. Gene Ontology annotation, molecular function: glucosidase activity. NCBI's taxonomy places the organism in Eukaryota, Fungi, Basidiomycota, Agaricomycetes, Cantharellales, Ceratobasidiaceae.